AUGCUGCCCAACCCCGAAGAAGUGAGCCAGCAGAUCACUGAAAAUCUGAAGAGGAAGAGGGAAAUUGGCCGCUGGGCUCUUCCUGCAGCGCACCUCUCCCCGCUCCCCCGCGGCGGGCGCGGCGAAGUUCAGCACCUCGGAAAGCGCCCCCUCUCACGGCGCGGGGGUUACGCAGGCUCCUUGGGAGCCCGCGGCCUCGGUUUGGCGGGUGGGGAUGCAACUCGCGGGAACGCUGCUGGCAGUUCCCUGGGAGCUGACAACAGCGGAGAGACGGAGACGCGAAGCCGCGAGGGCAGCAUCGAAAGCCCUGCAGAGAGUCAGAGCGAGAGGCACUUGCGCAGGCAGGUGGCCGCUGCAGCCGCGAAAGCCACCAUGAAUAAGGUGGCUGGCGGGGACGAGCUCGCAGAACUCUUCAGUCUGAUGCCGGACCUUCUGCAGGCGACCAACACUAGCGGCAACGCGUCACUGCAGCUCCAGGACUUGUCGUGGGAGCUGGGGCUAGAUUUGCCAGCCGGCGCGGCGCCAGGGCAUCCCCCGGGCGGCGGCGGGGCAGAGAGCGCGGACACCCAGACGCGGGUGAGGAUCCUCAUCAGCGUGGUGCACUGGGCGGUUUGCGCGUUGGGGCUGACGGGCAACCUCCUGGCGCUCUACCUGAUGAAGAGUAAGCAGGGCUGGCGCAAGUCCUCCAUCAACCUCUUCGUCACCAAGCUGGUGCUGCCGGACAUGCAGUUCGUGCUCACCCUGCCCUUCUGAGCUGUGGAAAACUCCCUCGACUUCAGAUGGCAUUUUGGCAAGGCCACGUGGAAGAUCGUAUCCACAGUGACGUCCAUGAACAUGUACGCCAGCGUCUUCUUUCUCACCUCCACGAGCGUGGCGCGCUGCCACUCGGUGGCCUUGGCUCUUAAGAGCCACCGGACCCGAGGGCACGGCGGGGGUGACUGCUGCGGCCGGAGCCUGGGGGACAGCUGCCGCUUCUCGGCCAAAGCAGUGCGCGUGUUGAUUGCGCUGGCCUCGCUGCCCAAAGCCAUCUUCUCCACCACGAUCAAGGUGAUGGGCGAGGAGUUGUGCCUGGUGCACUUCCCGGACAAGUCGCUAGGCCGCGACAGGCAGUCCUAGCUGGGCCUCUACCACUUGCAGAAGGUGCUGCUGGGCUUCUUGCCGCCGCUGGGCAUCAUCAGCCUGUGCUAUCUGCUGCCGGUGCGCUUCAUCUCCGACCACCGCGUGGCAGGGACCGAAGUAGGAGCCUCAGCAGCCGGGGGAGGCCUGGCCAGAGCCAGCGCCCGGAGACGCUCCAAGGCCACCAAAUCAGUGACCAUCGUGGUCCUAUCCUUCUUCCUGUGCUGGUUGCCUAAUCAGGCACUCACCACCUGGAACAUCCUCAUCAAGUUCAACGCGGUGUCCUUCAGCCAAGAGUACUUCCUGUGCCAGGUAUACGCGCUCCCGGUGAGCGUGUGCCUGGCGCACUCCAACAGCUGCCUCAAGCCCAUCCUCUACUGCCUCGUGCGCCGCGAGUUCCGCAAUGCGCUCGAGAAUCUACUGCGGCGCCUCGCGUCGCCUUCUCUCACUAGCAUGCGCCCUUUCUCCGCCGCCACCAAGCCGGAGCCCGAGGACCACCGGCAGGCCCUGGCGCCUCUCCACCAGGCCGCGGAGCACGACAUGCUCUACUCUCCGCCCGGCGUGGUGGUCUACAGCGAGGGGCGCUACGACCUGCUGCCCAGCAGCUCCGCCUACUGA
Lagenorhynchus albirostris (white-beaked dolphin) is the source of this 1734-nucleotide messenger RNA. It is a transcript of the gene RXFP3, whose product is annotated as relaxin family peptide receptor 3. Gene Ontology annotation, molecular function: G protein-coupled receptor activity. The record is from RefSeq and is a predicted model, not a curated record. Gene Ontology annotation, cellular component: membrane. Lineage: Eukaryota; Metazoa; Chordata; Mammalia; Artiodactyla; Delphinidae. Gene Ontology annotation, biological process: immune response; G protein-coupled receptor signaling pathway.